GCGACACCGACAUACACACGGAAGCAUAAAACAGUGCGUUUUCGCUUUCUCUCUGGAGAAAUGCCACUCUGUUAUCUAUCUUCGUGAGGAAAUCGGUUGCAACUCUUCACGCCGGACUUUCUGCACUCCGGCGAACUCACUCGUUUCUUCUGAAUGGCCAAUUCCAAGCGUGGAUAUAAAUUGCAGGAAUUUGUGGCGCAUUCGGGGAACGUGAAUUGCUUGAGGUUUGGGAAGAAGACAUGUCGGUCGUUUGUCACUGGAGGAGAUGAUCAGACAGUGAAUCUGUGGUCGAUUGGAAAAGCAACUUCCACGGCUAGCCUCUCUGGACACACGAGUCCAAUAGAAUCUGUAGCUUUUGAUACAGCAGAGGUUUCAGUUGUGGCUGGGGCUUCUUCUGGUUUAAUAAAGCUAUGGGAUCUCGAAGAAACGAAAAUGGUUCGUGCUCUAAGUGGACACAGAUCCUAUUGCACUGCUGUCGAGUUCCAUCCAUUCGGUGAGUUUUUUGCUUCUGGUUCCAUGGACACUAAUUUAAAGAUAUGGGACAUCAGAAAGAAAGGAUGCAUACACACAUACAAAGGUCACAUACGAGGAAUUAGUACCAUAGGAUUUACUCCUGAUGGUCGGUGGGUAGUUUCUGGCGGAUCUGAUAAUGUUGUUAAGGUGUGGGACCUAACAGCUGGAAAACAUUUGCAUGAUUUCAAGUUACAUGAAGGACAUAUUCGAUCUAUAGAUUUUCAUCCUCUUGAGUUUCUUCUGGCAACAGGUUCAGCAGACCGAACUGUAAAGUUCUGGGAUUUGGAAACAUUUGAAGUGAUUGGGUCUUCUAGACAAGAGACUGCAGGAGUGAGAUCAAUUUGCUUUCAUCCUGAUGGAAAGACCUUAUUUUGUGGACUAGAUGAUAGUAUGAAGGUGUAUUCAUGGGAGCCUUUAGUAUGUCAUGACUCCGUUGAUAUGGGAUGGUCCACACUUGGUGACCUCUGCAUCCAUGAUGGAAAGCUCUUGGGGGGUGCAUAUUAUCAAAAUUCUGUUGGAGUUUGGGUAGCAGACAUUUCGCUCAUUGGACCCUUUGCUGCUUGUGUAAAUCCCGAGCGAAAUAGUGACUUGGAGCUGAAAGAUCACCCCAAGGAAUGUAAUUUGGAGGGGUUAGGGAGCAAUAGUUCAAAUUCAAGUCCUUGCUGCACAUCUACUGAUAAUGAUUGUACUGAGAUAAAGAAUAUAUAUGUUGACAGUGAAAUACCUGUAACUACAAAGAAACUCGGUUCUCCUCUUGCUCCCAAAGCCAUACACCCUUCAGAUUCUAAGGACAGUGAUCUGUCAACUCUGAAUCAGAAUUCAGAUGUAGGGUUACAUUCUAAGACCAAUGAAGCUGUCAAAAAUAAAUCUUUCAUUCUGCCAAAUGUUGUGCCUCGGGACAGUCCACAAGGAAAAAACUCGCCCAGUUCCAGAAGGGAGGCAAUUUCAUUUACCAGGGCCACUGCUGGUAUGCUGCCAAAGCCACCUCGUUUAAGGCAAUCAUCAAGCAAAAAGUUUGAUAUUGAGAAGGUGUCUACAACGCUUGAAUCUGAGCACAUGGACAAUUUGGCAGCUGCAAUAGACAACAAAAAAGAUUUUAAUUUCCAAAGCCGCCUUAUAGCAGAUGAUAAUGCUAGGGAUUCCUCCGAGGAAAAUGACUCAACUGUCAAGAAUGGUGCAGAGAGGUCUGAGAAAAACUUGUUAAAAUCAGAAAUUCCAUAUCAGAACAAUGUGCCAGCUGUGCAAGGAAGGACACGCAAUCUGGUUGAGAGAAGAGUAAGAUUGCAAGCCUUUGACAUUACUCCUGAUACAGUUCCUUAUUCUAAACAAGUGAAAGCAAAAAAAUCCCCUUUGCUGCUUGAGAAGUUUGAUACAAGACGAAGGUUGAAAAAUGAUGCUAACUGUAUUCCUGAUACAGUUUCUUAUGCAAAACCUGAGGAAGCAAAAGCAACCCCAUUGCCUAUUACUAAUCAGCAAACUAUGGGAAGUGCUGAGACAGCUGAAUGUGAUAAUAGUAUCAUUGAAAAUUUGAUGCAAAGCCAUGACAUAUUAUUAAGUACAUUUAGAUUGCGCCUUACAAAAUUGCAGGUUGUUCGGCACUUCUGGGAAAAGAAUGAUAUUAGGGGUGCUAUCGGUGCCUUGAGGAAGUUGCCAGAUCAAUCUGCACAAGCCGACAUACUUAGUGUUCUCACGGAUAGAAUGGAGAUUAUUACGCUGGACCUAUUUACUGCCUUGCUUCCUGUGCUAUUGGACUUGCUAGAUAGCAAGGUUGAAAGGCAUGCACACAUUUCUUUGGAAAUGCUACUGAAGCUCGUGGCAGUCUUCGGUCCAGUAGUCCAAUCAGCGGUUUCAGCACCUCCGCCUGUAGGCGUCGAUCUUCAUGCAGAGGAAAGAAUCGAGUGUUGCAGACAGUGCAUUGCGCAUUUUCAAAUCAUCCAGAACACUAUUCCAGCACUUAUACAGAGAGGCGGUUCGCUGGCAAAAUGUGCACAUCAACUAAACCUCGUUCUUCAGCAACCAUAGUCUGCUUCAUCCUCAGUAUAUCCAUUCCAGUCUAAAACCAAAAGAACAGUAUAGCAACUCCACCUUCCUAACAAGUUACUCAUGAAUGAAUGCCUUUUUCCCAACAAUUUGGAUAUCAUAGUAUUGCCUAAAAGUGUUCUCGGAUCUAUAUAGUGUAUCCCUGCUGCUGAGUUGACAAGCAAAGGUAACGCUUUUCGCGCAGUUUCAGGUCUGUAGAUAGUUGCAAGAAGAAUAUGAACUGAAGUUUGUAUGUAUACUUCUGUCAGCAGUGCAUAUAUAGUCAUGUAGAUCAUGUAAUAGUCAAGUUCAAUGAGAUGUAUAGGUAGCUAUCCCAGUAGUUCAUGAAAUGUAUAGUUCACUUGGCUGAAUUACUUGGGUAUGAAAUAUUGAAAUGUGUAUUACUUUUGAGAUAAAUCACACUAGGAAGACUUUGUUUGAUGAGCAA
Molecule: messenger RNA, 2980 nt
Organism: Ipomoea triloba (trilobed morning glory)
Lineage: Eukaryota; Viridiplantae; Streptophyta; Magnoliopsida; Solanales; Convolvulaceae
Product: katanin p80 WD40 repeat-containing subunit B1 homolog
Exons: 18
Coding region: 154-2535 (793 amino acids)
Biological process (GO): microtubule depolymerization; microtubule severing
Cellular component (GO): katanin complex
Molecular function (GO): microtubule binding
Source: RefSeq, a predicted model, not a curated record